GGUAGCCGUCGCCGCGCCGGGCGAGACCGGUGCUUUUCGAAAGAGUUUCUCUCCCCUCCCAUCAGCCCUUCUUCUCUUUUACGAACCGCAAACGGAUGUGAGGCAGGGAAGGUGUUUCUUUCCCACCCCCCUCCUGCUUCUCCUCAGGCACCUCAGUUUUCAGGGGUUUCCCCGCCCCCCGCUUUCUCUCUCUCUCGUUUUGUUUUGUUUUGUUUUGCCUGAACGCCGACACGAAGCGGGAAGACGAGGAGUUUGCUUGAUGUUUUAGUGCGAUGGACGUACGAUUUUACUCGCCGCCGCCUCAGCCGCCGCCUCAGCAGCCGCCGCCACCCUCGCAGUCCGCCGCCGCUCCGGAGACCCCUUGCCUGGGACCUUCUCCUUGCUUGGACCCCUACUACUGCAACAAGUUUGACGGUGAGAACAUGUAUAUGAGUAUGUCAGAGCCGAGCCAGGAGUACGUGCCAGCCAGCCAGUCUUUUCCUGGCCCGAGUCUAGAAAGUGAAGAUUUUAACAUACCUCCCAUCACUCCACCUUCAUUACCUGACCAUUCACUGGUACAUUUGAAUGACACAGAAUCUGGUUAUCCUUCACUGUGCCACCCUAUCAACCAUAAUGGCCUGCUUCCAUUCCAUCCACAAAACAUGGACCUACCUGAAAUCACAGUCUCCAAUAUGCUUGGCCAAGAUGGAACACUGCUUUCAAAUUCACUGUCGGUGCUGCGAAACUGGACUAACAUGGCAGCUGAAGAAUUUGCUAUGCAAGAAUUACGGAAUACAGAAGGAGCUCAGUAUAGUUCCCACCCCCAGAUAGCAGCCAUGAGACCAAGGGUUCAACCCGGAGAUAUGAGGCAGCCUGGAAUGCUGCAACAUGGUCAGCUGACAACCAUUAACCAGUCACAGCUAAGUGCUCAGCUUGGUUUGAACAUGGGUGGAAACAAUGUUCCACAUAACUCCCCAUCUCCUCCUGGAAGCAAGUCUGCAACUCCUUCACCAUCCAGUUCAGUUCAUGAAGAUGAAGGAGAUGAUACUUCAAAGAUCAAUGGGGGAGAAAAAAGACCUGCCUCCGAUAUGGGAAAGAAGCCCAAAACUCCCAAAAAGAAGAAGAAGAAGGACCCUAAUGAGCCACAGAAACCUGUUUCUGCCUAUGCAUUAUUUUUCCGAGAUACUCAAGCUGCCAUCAAAGGCCAAAACCCAAAUGCUACCUUUGGCGAAGUUUCUAAAAUUGUCGCUUCCAUGUGGGAUGGCUUGGGAGAAGAACAAAAACAGGUGUAUAAAAAGAAAACAGAAGCUGCUAAGAAGGAAUAUCUGAAGCAGUUAGCUGCAUACAGAGCAAGCCUUGUAUCCAAGAGCUACAAUGAACCUGUGGAUGUUAAGGUAUCGCAGCAACCUCAGAUGAUGAACACAAAGCAGUCAGUAUUCCAUGGAUCUACACAGCCUCAUUCGGCAUUGUAUCUAAGUUCCCAUUACCACCAACAAGGAGGAAUGAAUCCUCACAUAACAGCCAUACAUCCCAAUAUUCCUAGGAAUAUAGCACCUAAGCCUAACAGCCAAAUGCCAGUGACUGUUUCCAUAGCCAAUAUGGCUGUGUCUCCACCUCCAUCCCUUCAGAUGAGUCCUCCUCUUCACCCGCACCUCAGUAUACAACAACACCAGCCACUUACAAUGCAGCAGUCCAUUGGGAACCAGCUACCAAUGCAGGUCCAGUCUGCUUUACAUUCACCUACAAUGCAACAAGGUUUUACUCUCCAGCCUGAUUACCAGAAUAUUAUCAACCCAACAUCUACAGCUGCACAAGUUGUUACCCAAGCGAUGGAGUAUGUUCGUUCAGGGUGCAGAAAUCCCCCAGCACAGAGUGUGGACUGGAAUAAUGAUUACUGCAGUAAUGGGGCCAUGCAGAGGGACAAAGCUUUGUACCUUACCUGAACAGUUUGGGAAAGCGCCUCUUCUUUCCACUGAGGAAUGCAGGGAAGUCUUUUCAUCCCAGAUUGCUAUAUGCAGUCAAGGCAGUUCUGCAUUUAUUUAGAAAAUAUAAGUUGCUAAGCACUUAGGACUAUUUAAGCUGGUGGGUCAUUCACUGGGGGGGGGGUAGUCUCGCUCCUUCCUCCACCCCCUUGUUUCUUUUUACUUUCUCCUUCAGCAUCCUUUAAAUGGACGUUGCUUUUCUUCUUUCAUUUAGGAAGGAGGCUUGGACCAUUCAGAUUUUAUGUUGGUUUUUAUUUUUGCUGUGAAGUGCUGCGCUAGUAACUGCCUUAGCAACUGUAGAUGUCUUGGAUAAAAGUCCUGGAUUUUCCAUUGGUUUUCAUAAUGGGUGUUUAUAUGAAACUACUAAAGACUUUUUAAAUGGCUUGAUGUAGCAGUCAUAGCAAGUUUGUAAAUAGCAUCUAUGUUACACUCUCCUAGAGUAUAAAAUGUGAAUGUUUUUGUAGCUAAUUGUAAUUUGAAACUGGCUCAUUCCAGUUUAUUGAUUUCACAAAGGGGGUUAAAUUGGCAAACAUUCAUAUUUUUACUUCAUUUUUAAGCAACUGACUAAUAGUUCUAUAUUUUCAAACUGUUUGAAAGAAAAAAAGGAAAAUUAUUCCCAAAUGAAUUUAAUUAAACAGAAAUUGGCUUUCUGUCAUUAGUUAUACAAAAAAAUGUUUAGUGUUGGGAAAAGAGCAAACACAUUUAUUUUGUACUGCCUAAAACUGCUUUUUUAUCACUUUAUGUGUAAUGGUUAGUAAACGUCAUUUACGUCCUCUUAUGUAUAAAACGGCCAAAUGCUUUCUUGAUAUUUUAUUAGAUGCUGAAACAGAUUGGAAACAUCUAAAUUAUAACCUUUACAUACGGCUAUGUAUUAUUGUUUCUUCAUACUGUGUCUGUAUUUAAUCUUUUUUAUGGAAGCUGUUGCGCCUAUUUAUGAAAUAAUAAAUAUAGGUGUUUGUAAGUAAAUUUGUUAGCAUCUUAAAGAAGAUUUUUUUUUAAACUACUUUUGUUGGCAUCAAUGUAUUUGCUGCUGGUGUGAAUACUUUUAGUUUAGUUUUUACAGUGAUAUGAAUAAAGCCAAACCAGCUUUUCAUGGCAGAAGAUGAAGGUAAUCAACAUUUAUUCUAUACUUCCUAAGUUGAUCUGUGACCAAAA
This is a messenger RNA of Lacerta agilis (Sand lizard), 3116 nucleotides long. It is a transcript of the gene TOX, whose product is annotated as thymocyte selection associated high mobility group box. The record is from RefSeq and is a predicted model, not a curated record. Gene Ontology annotation, biological process: leukocyte differentiation; regulation of transcription by RNA polymerase II. NCBI's taxonomy places the organism in Eukaryota, Metazoa, Chordata, Lepidosauria, Squamata, Lacertidae. Gene Ontology annotation, cellular component: nucleus. Gene Ontology annotation, molecular function: chromatin DNA binding. The transcript is spliced from 10 exons. Bases 273 to 1922 code for a protein of 549 amino acids.